This is a messenger RNA of Porites lobata, 3260 nucleotides long. The record is from the annotation of a GenBank genome assembly. NCBI's taxonomy places the organism in Eukaryota, Metazoa, Cnidaria, Anthozoa, Scleractinia, Poritidae.
AUGGACGAUUGGCGAUGCAGGUUUCCUGCUGCUCCUCACUUGACAUCGGCGAUCCCGCAUUUCCAUGGACUUGAUUUUGGAAGAACGAUGCCUCUCCGGCAUCCUCCCAACGGCGCACAUCCGAGAAUCACCCUAGGCACGGCGCCUCAAAGUUUCCUUUCUUUCUCACCUCCAGUAGGACCUGCGCCGAGAACAGUGACCAGCCAUGAGCUCUCAAUUUCGCCAUCUUCCACCUCGUUUUCGUCUCCACAGCUACAGCCGUCUGCCAACGAAGGUGUAAGGGCUCAGAGCGCAGAGAAAAAACGAUGGCAAACAGCUAACUAUCGGUGGAUGUUUACUAAGAGAAAAGGUAAAAAGUAGAUUAAAGGCUUUAUUAAGAUAAAAAGACAUAAAAAUUGUUGUACUGUCAGUGAAAUCCCGUUACAAAUGGCACCAAUCUAGUUUGCAAUCAUAAUCUUUUGUAUUGUAAUAUACUAGUUUGUGUGUUUUGUGUUAUUAUUCGCUUCGUGGAUAAAUGGGCAUAAAAUCUGAAGGACCCUCGCCAAUACGGAAUAGUUUCUGUAGCCAUAUCGGCCUAGUUUUAGCAACACAACAAUAUUUUUUUUUUCUCUCAGCUUCAGGCAAUUCCUUUUUCCCUGUCUUGUUUUUAAAACCUAUCUUGACAGAGCACGAUGCCGAAAAGUGCUCCCGACCGGCUCACUGCACGCCCUGUUGAACAUCAAAUACGAUGUAAAGAAACAGAUUGCGCUUCCUUUGAAAAAUAAAACGAUCUGAUGCCUAUAAAAAGCAUUAAGAAGAACCACAUUCUGAUAAUACAACAUAGGUGUAAUCUCAGACAAGCAAAUCACUUAUAACACCAUGAUUUCUUUAUAAGGAGCUUGUGUUUUUUGACAUCGUGGAGCAGCAAAUGACUAAGAAUCUUUGAUCGCUCGCUAAAUGAUAAAUUUCUCAAGGGUCAUCACAGAAAGUGGUGUCUCAAAGUCUUCUUUCGAAAGCUGAAAUUUAAUAUAAAUCAAAAUAAGCAAUAAACUUUAUUCCACAAAACGUUAAGUUAAUCAAAUUCAACGGCGGUUUUCGUUAAUCAAUGACCAAAAUCAAAAAACUUAACAUCGCUCACAUUUUUCUAGUGUGCGAAUAAAUAAAAUAAACACCCAAAGUAUGUGCAAUAUUAAAGCGAUCCAUUUCGGCUUAGUUACUCCAUUACACCUGCUCGAGAGCUUGUUUAUUUACACAUUUGCAACAAAACAGGAACUUCUUUGCCGAAUUUUUCGAUUAAAACCUGUAAAUUGGUAAUUGAUUUUUGUGUGCACUGCUGACACUUCGUUGACACUUGAGCAAUUCUCGCUGAUUGAUUUCAAUGCAGUGUGCUAAUUAAACUGUUGAGAUUAAAUCAUCGAUGUUUGAGAGCCGACCUGGCAUUUAAACUUAUUGAUUCACUAGUUCUUACCAUCUAGUUGUUUCUGAUCGCCAUCUGAACGCCCUCCAGCGCAAUUGAAGAGAGAAAAUUUGGAGUUUUCUAGACCGUCUUUGUUCUGGAAUAUCACGUAGUACUGACAUCAAAACUGUCUGUUCUUUCUUAGUUCUCUUGCUUUCAAAAGUAGAUGGAAUUCGUUUCCCUCGGUUGACCAGAGGGGAACAAAACGCUCAUGAUCUUUACAAAAUAUAGGCAAAAUCCAUCAUGUUUCUAAUAAAAACCACAAAAAUAGUCGUGCGACCUUUGUAACCUACAAAUGUUGCUCCCAUGUGUUGUGGGAAUGUCUUGCAAAGUACAAAGCGCACAACCAAAGCCGUAGUAUUUCUAAGCUUUUACCAAAAGUAAGUCAAAUGUAGUUCAAUAUGAAAAAAAAUCGAAAUAAAUUUAAGAAAGACUAUUUUAAGACUGCUGUUCGAACACGAGCAACAAGAGUCAUAAAUCAUGCCUACAGAAUUUGGGAGGCAAUAAUGUCGUCGAACCUUAAGGGUAUAAAAUCAGCAGAAUUAAAAUAUAUGAGGUCUCUAAGCUGGAAAAAUUUGCUAAGAAAUAACUAAGAGUCAUAAUUUGUAUCUACAGCAAAAUUGCUUCAAAGUUUUGCCCGCCGUUUCACGUUCCUAGGUUAGCCCACCACCUAACUACAACAUGUAUAAAAUCUUUCAAGCAUUUAGUUUACAGUUCUUCAUUAAAAUAAGCCACAAAAAUCCAUCUAGAAACCAGUUUAACUAUGUCAUUUUCAAAGUAAACAUAACUGAGAUAAAAACUAUUACUGAGAGCACUUCCAAGGCUACAACUAAGAUAUAAGAAUUAUACACUUGCUUCAAAAUAGAAUAAAAUCUAUUUGGACUAAAUGAAUUCUCAUCUUGCAAGAAUUAUAUAUAUUAAGUGGGAGUUAACUAUCAAAGACACUUUGUCUUGAAAAGAACAACUUUAUCGUUUUUAACGAUCGACUGAAGAAAGGGUUAUCUUGCUUAUCAUCGGCCACAUCCGAAACAGUUUACAUUCAUCUUUAAACAUCCAAACUUAUCUCCUGGCGUGGCCAUAUUUUCUUGGUCUUUCUUGCACCGUAAUUAAGAGCAAACACAUACUGUAAAAUAUCUUUAAAAUCUGAUUCUAGUGCUGCAUUUAGGGAACGUAAUCUUUUUUGCUUAGCUAAUAAAGCUUCAAGCACAUUACAACCGAGAAAAUAUGCUUCAAAUCACAAUUUUAGAUUUGUGGUUUGGUCAAUUGAUGCCUCACUGAUUUCUUAUAAGCCGAAUCGUCUUUGGGUGAAUUGUAACAUUGAUUGCUAGAUUCAAAUCUUUGCGGUUUUCGACUUAAUGUCUCUUCAUUUCGUUAUUCUUAAUUUUAAUGCCUUUUUACAUCAACAGUAUCUGCGCAAUCAGAGAAAGAAGAAGUAAGCCUAGAGAAAAAAGGCCAAGCCAUGCCCAUCAACAAGAAGAGGUUCACUUUCACACAACGACAACUUGUGGAGCUCGAGAAGGAGUUUCACUUUAGCAAGUACUUAACAAGAACUCGACGAAUUGAAAUAGCAUCAAACUUGGAACUAACUGAAACGCAGAUUAAAAUAUGGUUUCAAAAUCGACGGAUGAAGUGGAAGCGAGAACUAAAAGAAACUAUUCGAAAGCAAGUAGGGAAGGAGACCGCAGGCGGCCAUUUCAAUCCGAGCUUCCACCAAAGCUAUCAGCCUUCUUUUCAUCACGAAAGUGCUCCAGCAUACCCGCAAAAUCCUGACAUUUUUGUCCAAAGACCUGCACCUCAAUAUUUUACGAACUUUUUAUCGCUUUAA